AUGUCCAGUAUAGCAAAAUUACUGUCUGUUUUCGGCAACGAAGCGCCACAUCAGUCGACAAUUUCCCGUUGGUAUGGAGAAUUCAAACGUGGACGGGUGAGUCUUAGCGACGAUCCCAGAGUGGGUGCACCAAAAACGGCAAUUGAGGCGUCCUUUAAGAUCUCAAAGACCUCAAUUCAAAAAAUUUUACAUGAAGAAUUAGGAGUAAGAAAAUUAGUUUCUCGUUGGAUACCCCACCUGUUGACUCACGAGCAGAAAGCAGCCAGGGUUAAUUGGUCAUUGUUAGUUCUAAGGAAUCGUGGAUUUACUUCAACAAAAGUCAUCCGUUCUCGAAGUGUUUCGAAAAAGAUGCAAAGAACUGUUACUGCGGAUUGGUAUACCAUCAUUUGUUUGCCAAAAGUCAUCACGGAGCUUCGAAGAAUCAACCCCGAAACAAGAAUCAUCCUCCACCAAGACAAUGCAAGCUCGCACACAGCCCAAAAAACAAGGCAGUAUUUAACGGAAGAAAUCGUGGAAUUAUUGGACCAUCCUCCAUAUAUUCCCGAUCUAAGUCCUAACGAUUUCUUUACUUUCGCGGAAAUUAAAAACAGACUGCGUGGUCAAAGGUUCCAGUCACCAGAAGAAGCAGUUGACGCAUUCAAAAAUGCCGUUUUGGAUCUGCCAGCAAACGAGUGGAAUAACGGCUUCGAAAAUUGGUUCGAGCGCAUGCAGAUGUGUAUUAAUCUUCGUGGAGAAUACUUCAAAAAACAAUAAAGUCAUUUAAAACUACCUGCUGUGUUGUUUUAUUUCCAUAUGCAAAACUUAAAAGACAUCCCUCGUAUAUCUAGGACUGAAAUUCUUAGACUCGUAAAUACGAACAUCAAGUAAAUUCA
This is a messenger RNA of Acanthoscelides obtectus, 872 nucleotides long. The record is from the annotation of a GenBank genome assembly. Lineage: Eukaryota; Metazoa; Arthropoda; Insecta; Coleoptera; Chrysomelidae.